AUGGCCGCCGUUCAACUCAAGUUCUCCCUGCGCACCUCGUCCAACGUCAAGACCGUUCACCUGGUCGGCUCUUGGGACAACUACUCGCGCCAGCUCCCCCUGUCUGCCGAGGACAAGCCCGGUGCCUGGUUGGGCAAGUUCCGCUUCCAGACCUCCAUGCUGCAGCUGGGGGGCCGCUACUGGUACUACUACAUCAUGGACGGAUAUCACGUCUCGCACGACCCCGCCGUUGAAUACACCGUCGAGCCGACCACCGGCCGCAAGCUCAACAUUCUCGACGUUCCCGGUGGCAAGUCCAGCAGCCGUCGCGAGGCCCCGAAGGCCCGCCGUGGAUCGACCAGCAUCGCCACGGGCCGCUCUCUCUCGCCCUCCAAGAUCCACCACCCCAAGCCCUCCAAGCCCUACGCUUCGCGCCAACUCCGCGAGGCCGAGUUCGCUCCUACCGUCGACGACCUCACCCGUCGCUUCGCGGGCUCCCGUCUGUCCGAUGAGUACUCUUACUCCAACAGUCCGCCCAGCUCUGCCGGUUCAUCGCUGUCGUCCCGCUCGUCGGGCUCGACCUCGCCUUCCUCGCUGUCCUCCAUGAGCGAUCCCCCUCUGCAAUGCCGCUGCGAGCGCUACGGCAUUACCCGCAAAGGAGACCGCGUCAAGCUCGACUGUGGUGGCAGCCGCUGCGGCUACCUCAGUGAAACCUCCGAGGCCAGCUGCUCCGAAUCCGAGGACAGCGACGAGGAGUACCGCCGUGUACGCAGUGCGGUCCGUCGCCAGGGCAUCGUCGUCCGCCGCUAA
Messenger RNA from Penicillium argentinense, 789 nucleotides. It is a transcript of the gene esdC, whose product is annotated as GTP-binding protein EsdC. The record is from RefSeq and is a predicted model, not a curated record. The transcript has a single exon. Bases 1 to 789 code for a protein of 262 amino acids. NCBI's taxonomy places the organism in Eukaryota, Fungi, Ascomycota, Eurotiomycetes, Eurotiales, Aspergillaceae.